AUGAUAGUAGAAGCCAAUGAUAGCCAAAUUUAUAUAUAUAUUGAAGAAUCAACCGAUCAAACAAUUCAUUCUAGCCCCGAACAUCCAAUUAUAGGAAUACCAAUAACUGAUACUCCAAUCAACUAUGUGAUAGAGAAGGACGAGGAGGUGGCAUUGGCAUUUAUAUUAAAUCUAUGUAUCAGGACAGAGCAUAUGAACUCUGAAGAAAAAGACGCAAUCAAGAAGUUAGUAAGAGAGUAUUCAGACAUAUUUCACAUAGAUGGAAAUAAAGCCGUGGGAUUCUUGAAAGGUCUGGGCUCCCUCAAAACUGUCAGGGUAAUCCCUAAAAAAUUCAAGCAAGAAUUGCUCCACGUUAGGGACCGCAUCUUCAAGGUAUCUUUGGUGCCAUCUUAUUCUGCUAUAGCCUGGAUAAAAGCAAAGAGUAGGAUGCAGAUUUAA
Acanthoscelides obtectus is the source of this 438-nucleotide messenger RNA. Lineage: Eukaryota; Metazoa; Arthropoda; Insecta; Coleoptera; Chrysomelidae. The record is from the annotation of a GenBank genome assembly.